GCAACUUUUGUUAUGCCUCUUUUGCCGUCUCUGGUCUAGCCAGUUAAACUCCAUUCUGCCUCUGCCUGAAUUUGGCUGAGCUCCACCUACAUCAGACUUGUACGAGAACACAUUUACUGAAAACUCCAUGCAAAACCUUACUAUUAAGUGGGACUUUAAAGCUUUUGAAAGGAAGUGUGGCAGAUGACUUAAGGUUUAGACCUCCUGUCUGACUGAGGAGCUGAGAUGCUAGACACGUUCAAACUGGGCAUCCUGUUGCUGAGCCUGACUCUGGUCCUGUUAGGCCCCGCCUGCCAAGCCUCUUCUCUGGGACUGACGGUCCACGUUGUGCCCUUGGACAUCGAUGGAGGGAAUACAGUGCGGGCUUAUUUCAGUGCCAUCGUUCCCAUUCCUUGUCCAACUCUGUCUGGACUGUGUGCUGAGGGGGAGGACUGUCAGGUCUACACUACCUCAUCACCUUUCAUCGGCACUAAACCCAACCCUGGCUGGUGUGUCCGCCAGUGGCAGAAAACUGUCCCCAGUAAUUACAACGCCACCAUAACGUUAGGGUCCAACACAGAAUUUUAUGUGUCAAUGAAAGCAGGACCACAUCUCCGGGCAAACAGUGGGAGACUCAACCAACCUGCUUUUGUCGCUCUCCCUCCUCCACUAAGGGCCCGUGUGAACUGCCCUCAUGAUUUCCAUUUGUCAGUCAAAGACCUGGAUGGUGACAGGGUAAGAUGUCGCUUUGCCCAGCCCGAUCAGGGAGAGUGUCUCAACUGCAUUCAGCACUCUUUCAUAGAGCUGGACGAGGAGAAAUGCAUGUUGACAUUCACUGGAAAAGCACCGGCAGGACAGUAUUUCCUCUACCUGAUGGCGGAGGACCUGAUUCCUGUGCCCAAAAUGAGCCACAUCACAGACAACAAACCCCUCAGCUCCGUCCCUGUGCACCUCUUUCUCACUGUGGAAGAGUCGACUUCCAGCUGCAGUGAUGAACCUGUGGCAACAGGUGAGACCCCCAAAGAGGACUCCAUGCUGUUUAUCCUGCCGUACCAGGAGGUGCGAUUCACCACCGACUUUGUGUCACAGCUGGAGAGUGUUUUAGAGGUAGCAGUGGUUGGUCCCCCUGAACUCUUCAGGGUUGGUUUUAAUUCAGUUGGCCCCCUGGCAACCAUGACCAUGGCCUGGGUCCGCUCCGAAAACAACCUGGCCCGCCUUUUGCCCAUCUGCUUUUCUGUGAAUACCAUGAGUUUGCAGUCAGAGCCCAGAUGCGUGUGGCUGUACCAAAGGGAGAUGAGGAAACUACCUGCUGGAACAGAGCUGACGUGUGAGAAGACAGAAAUGACUCUGGUGCUCCCUGUCACCUCCCUGAGUAACAUCAACCUGGCCGAACUGCAGCUCAACAGCCCCACCUGUCCCGUCACCUACAACAACACACACCUGACUGCACAUAUCUCCUUGACUGGCUGCGGCACCAAGACUGUGAGCUCUGGUUCAGAGCUGGUUUACACCAACACCUUGCAAAGUGUGCGUCCCUACACUAUGGUCAGCCGCCAGCCCUCCCUCGUCCUCCCUCUGGCCUGCCGGAUCCCUGGAGCCCAGGUUAAGGGGCCGCAGUACAACAUCAGCAUGCCCACAGAGAAGGAGACCUUCGGUGAGCUCAGGAUUUGGAUAGAAUUUCACUUACCAGGAGAGGGGCCCCUGGGAGAAUAUACGCGCGUGCCCAAGUUGCACUCCCUCCAGAUGCUGCCAGGACGACUGCGUCGAGAAGCAGAAUCAUCAUCAGACAACUCGAACAGCAUCUCCACUAAUACCAGCACUUCUACGGGAGGAGCCAGGAUCGGGUCCAGGAUUGAGUCGCUGUACCUCCAGGUGUUGUCAAACUGCAGCAUUACUCAAGCAGAGAUGAUAGUGAGCAGUUGUAUUGAGUCUGAGACGGCAGACUUUGCAGAAUCCUACCCCCUUCUGGAGCAAGGGUGUAUAACUUCCAACAGCACAUUAGAGGUUGUUAUAGAACAAAGCAAUUCCAAGGUUUACCGCCUUGAUUUGAGCUCCUUGAAGGCCAAAGGAUCUACGAUGUAUGUCCAGUGCACAGUCAAUCUGUGCAUCGCCACCGGGCCCUCUCAAUCGUGCCCUGAUCUGUGUACCCGCUCCAUCAAUCAAAGAUCAUUACUGGUUGGCAGUGUGUUUACCAGCACCUACACCGUUCGCUCAGGAGCCGUUAGCCUCGUGGUCACCACUCCUGCACCAGCCACAACGACUACUACUACAACCACUACUGCACCAACUACAACAACUAAAACUACUACUACUGUUACUGUUCCACAUACCACAGCUGCCCAGAGCACCACCACCUCACAUGCUCCAGAACAGGCCUCAGCCAUGGCAGCAGGAGUGAUUUUGACGAUCAGCAUAUUUCUUCAAAACGUCGUCCUUUUCUGAACAUACUGCUGGAUGAUGAUUUGUCAGGAUAUGAAGCACUACAUUGGCCUGUUUGGGACAUUUUAAGUUUUAAUCCACACAUGAUUACACUGUAAAUGUUGAGCUUUUCCAGAAAAGCGAAUACAAGCGAGAGCACCUUACAUUACUGUCAAAAAGCAAAAAUAUAUUGCUGCACUGCUCGCAUUGACUAAUCCUUAUUAUUGUAUCUCAUAUCACAAUUAGUUAUAGGAUGCUAAAGGAUGUGACACAGACAAGGGGUCACACAAUAAAAUAUUCUCCCUAAAAUGGGGCUUUAUUUUUAAUUUGCUUUUAUGGGGAGUCCUCGAGUCGGUGGACUUUGUUGCAUGUUAUUCUUCCUCUCAUUCCCCUCACUUCCUGUCAAAAAAGAAAAACAUAUUUUUCUGUAAUAAAUUGUUUGUAUAACAUGAAUAUAUUAUUAAAGCUUUAGUGAUAUUAACUUUAACUUAGUAACUUUUUGAUAUUAAUGAACGUCUAUUACAUUCAA
This is a messenger RNA of Sander lucioperca (pikeperch), 2926 nucleotides long. RefSeq lists its product as uncharacterized. The coding region runs from base 226 to 2421 and encodes 731 amino acids. The record is from RefSeq and is a predicted model, not a curated record. NCBI's taxonomy places the organism in Eukaryota, Metazoa, Chordata, Actinopteri, Perciformes, Percidae. The transcript has 15 exons.